Cornus florida is the source of this 1420-nucleotide messenger RNA. RefSeq names its product ornithine transcarbamylase, chloroplastic. Gene Ontology annotation, molecular function: ornithine carbamoyltransferase activity; amino acid binding. Gene Ontology annotation, biological process: L-citrulline biosynthetic process. Gene Ontology annotation, cellular component: intracellular membrane-bounded organelle. The record is from RefSeq and is a predicted model, not a curated record. Bases 76 to 1224 code for a protein of 382 amino acids. The transcript has 5 exons. Lineage: Eukaryota; Viridiplantae; Streptophyta; Magnoliopsida; Cornales; Cornaceae.
UCUUCUUUUUAUCAAGUACAAGUCUAAAAACGCCUCCAAGAACAAAACACUCCACUGUUGCUCCCACCAAAAGCAAUGGCGGCGCUUUUGUCCCACCCCACCGCCGUUCGAUCAUCAAACGCAGCUUCUCUCUCUUCUGCCUCGUAUUCCUCCAUCUACGGCCAAAAUUUCCGCCAGUCUGUGCAAUUACUCGGCGCCUCAGUGUCUUCUCCGCCUACUUGUCUGGUGAUCCGCCGUCGCAUCUCCUCUCAAGCCUCCUCUGCGACUUCUUCGUCUUUAUCUUCCGCAAUUGGGAAAGCAAAAGCAGAGCCUAAGGACUUUCUGCACAUUGAUGACUUUGACAAAGCAACUAUAUUGAAGAUCUUAGACCGUGCUAGAGAUGUCAAGGCACUUCUAAAAUCAGGGGAGAGGACAUUCCUCCCAUUCAAAGGCAAAACAAUGGCUAUGAUCUUUGCCAAGCCAUCCAUGAGAACACGGGUUUCAUUUGAAACUGGAUUCUUCUUGCUUGGUGGCCAUGCUUUAUAUUUGGGACCAGAUGAUAUCCAGAUGGGGAAGCGGGAGGAAACUCGUGAUGUUGCUCGUGUGCUGUCUCGCUAUAACGAUAUUAUUAUGGCACGCCUUUUUGCUCAUCAGGACAUUAUUGAUCUGGGUAAAUAUGCGACAAUACCAGUGAUCAAUGGGUUGACAGAUUACAACCAUCCUUGUCAAAUAAUGGCUGAUGCACUCACAAUAAUUGAACACAUUGGACAGUUAGAGGGCACCAAGGUUGUCUAUGUUGGAGAUGGAAACAAUAUUGUACAUUCUUGGCUAUUGAUGGCAUCAGUAAUUCCUUUCCAUUUUGUGUGUGCCUGCCCUAAAGGUUUUGAACCAGAUGAGAAGACAGUUGAGAAGGCACGACAAGCUGGAAUCAGCAAAAUUGAGAUGACAAAUGAUCCAAAGGAAGCUGUUAGAGGAGCUGAUGUUGUGUAUUCAGAUGUGUGGGCCAGCAUGGGGCAAAAGGAAGAGGCUGCGUAUCGUCGCCAAGUGUUUAAAGGUUUCCAGGUGGAUGAAGGCCUUAUGAAGUUAGCUGGACCAAAAGCUCUAUUUAUGCAUUGUUUACCAGCAGAGAGAGGGGUGGAGGUUACCGAUGGAGUUAUUGAAGCUCCAAACUCGGUUGUUUUCCCCCAAGCUGAGAACCGCAUGCAUGCGCAGAAUGCUGUAAUGCUUCAUGUGCUUGGCUUGUAAUUGUAUACUGCUCUAUGCAAUCGUCACUCUGUCAUAAGUCCUAGCCAAUCGGUUGUGUUUCUAGCUUUCGUUUUUUUUAUCUUGAACAGUAGUAUAAACUUACAUUAGAGUUUGGUUUCGCAUGUUUCUUUUUUGUUAGUGUCGGAGGAUGGAACUUGAACUUCGAACUUAUAAUUAGCUGUUAUCCUUUCUUUUC